AACCCCCCUCCCAACCCCCCAGGUAUAAGGACUACAGAGAGCCUCCAUGGUCAGCUGAAGCCUACCAGUUCUCUAAAACCUACUGGGCCGUCCUUGCUGCCAGACUGGCCUUCGUCAUCCUGUUCCAGAACCUGGUGAUGUUCCUGAGCCUGCUGGUUGCCUGGGUGAUCCCAGACGUACCGAAGAACAUCAGUGAGCAGCUGAAGAGAGAGAAGACUCUGCUGGUGGACGUGUUCCUCCGGGAGGAGAAGGAGAAGUUCCACCUCCUCCAGAGCCUCUUCUCCUCCAAGGACCAGCCCAGCCAGGGUCACCCCGACACGGCCCACUUCCGUACUCUACCCCUAGGCCUCUCUCAGGGCCUAGGCCAGCCCCCGGGCGGAGAGGGAGGGGAAUCCCGGGUGAGAUGCAGGGCUGCCAGUUUCAGCCAGUUCACCAGACAGAUGUCCAUGUCUCCUAGCAACGACGCAGCCCGACACACAGCGGUCUGACACGCUACUGUAGUGGUUGGAUACAAACAUUCUUUAUCCCCACAGGAGAGGUUCAGACACUAGUGUGGUAGCUACAUGGAGUCUGAAUGCUGUGAUCUCUCACCCAUGUAGACUUGGUGUUCUCUUUCUGAAGCAGUGUGAUGAUGGAACAUACUGAUCAUGGACUUGUUCUUCUGGCCGGAUAAUCUACAUAUUCUUGACCAUUGUAUGUUAAUCUGCAUGAUGAGAAGUGACUGUAUAGUUCCCUUAAGGAAAAACACCUUCAGCCUGACGGUCUUCUCUGAGAGAGCUUCCCAUGUCUGGAACACACAUGGAGCUGCUGUUUACGGUACCUUCACCAAUAACCUAAAGACAUGGCUAACGGACAGUCAGGUGUGUCAACACCAUCCCCCAGCUGUGUAGACCUGCUUUCCAUGCUGUCUGCUAUACAGUCUUGGCUCUUUUUCUGUCAUGCUGUUUGGUUUCUAUUUGUGUUGUUGCUUUCUGUCUGUCUGUGUUACUGAUCAUAUGUUGCUCUGUCUGUCUGUCUGUCUGUGUUAAGUGUUACUGGUCAUAUGUUGCUCUGUCUGUCUGUCUGUCUGUCUCUGUCUGUCUGUCUGUGUUAAGUGUUACUGGUCAUAUGUUGCUCUGUCUGUCUGUCUGUCUGUGUUACUGGUCAUAUGUUGCUCUGUCUGUCUGUCUGUCUGUGUUAAGUGUUACUGGUCAUAUGUUGCUCUGUCUGUCUGUGUCUGUCUGUCUGUGUCUCUGUGUGUUACUGGUCAUAUGUUGGUCUGUCUGUCUGUCUGUGUCUCUGUCUGUCUGUGUGUUACAGGUCAUAUGUUGCUCUAUCUGUGUUACUGGUCAUAUGUUGCUCUGUCUGUCUGUCUCUCUCUGUCUAUCUGCGUGUUACUGGUUAUGUUGCUCUGUCUGUCUGUGUCUCUGUCUGUAUGUGUGUUACUGGUCAUAUGUUGGUCUGUCUGUGUUACUGGUCAUAUGUUGCUCUGUCUGUCUGUCUCUGUCUGUCUGUUACUGGUUAUAUGUUGCUCUGUCUGUGUUACUGGUUAUAUGUUGCUCUGUCUGUGUUACUGGUUAUGUUGCUCUGUCUGUGUUACUGGUCAUAUGUUGCUCUGUCUGUGUUACUGGUCAUAUGUUGCUCUGUCUGUGUUACUGGUUAUAUGUUGCUCUGUCUGUCUGCGUGUUACUGGUCAUAUGUUGCUCUGUCUGUCUGCGUGUUACUGGUCAUAUGUUGCUCUGUCUGUGUUACUGGUUAUGUUGCUCUGUCUGUGUUACUGGUUAUAUGUUGUUCUGUCUGUGCUUAUUGUCUGUCUAUAUUGUUAUUGGAUUUGUUUUUAAUAACCUUCCCAGGGACUCGGGUCGAAAAUUAGCUGGGUAAUGUACAUGUUGAGGUUCAGAAUAUAUAACUGGGUAAUGUACAUGUUGAGGUCCAGAGUAUAUAAUUGGGUAAUGUACAUGUUGAGGUUCAGAGUGUAUAACUGGGUAAUGUACAUGUUGAGGUCCAGAGUGUAUAACUUGGUAAUGUACAUGUUGAGGUCCAGCAUGUAUAACUGGGUAAUGUAUAGAAUAUCAAGGUCCAGAGUGUAUAACUGGGUAAUGUACAUGUUGAGGUCCAGAGUGUAUAACUGGGUAAUGUACAUGUUGAGGUGUUAGCAUCUUUCACAUUUCACAGGUGUUAGCAUCUUUCACAUUUCACAAGAGGGGACAUUUGGUCCAUAUUCUUGCCUGUAACUUGGAAAGAGAGGGUGGAGCUCUUCGUUCUUCGUCUCUUCUCUUAAAGCCCAUGCAGUUGUUGAAAGUGUAUUUUUAAAUCAUCAUCAUUGUACUGCUAAUAAAUCACUGUUUAUUUCAUGAAAA
Messenger RNA from Oncorhynchus kisutch (coho salmon), 2339 nucleotides. Its product is annotated as anoctamin-2-like. NCBI's taxonomy places the organism in Eukaryota, Metazoa, Chordata, Actinopteri, Salmoniformes, Salmonidae. The transcript has 2 exons. Bases 138 to 488 code for a protein of 116 amino acids. The record is from RefSeq and is a predicted model, not a curated record.